Messenger RNA from Mangifera indica (mango), 1677 nucleotides. Its product is annotated as cytochrome P450 94B3-like. Lineage: Eukaryota; Viridiplantae; Streptophyta; Magnoliopsida; Sapindales; Anacardiaceae. Gene Ontology annotation, molecular function: monooxygenase activity; heme binding; iron ion binding. Bases 37 to 1539 code for a protein of 500 amino acids. The record is from RefSeq and is a predicted model, not a curated record. The transcript has a single exon.
AACCGCAUUCAUUCCAGUUUUCUGCUGCAUGCCAAGAUGAACAAUUUCAUGUUUCUCUUUUCACUUCAGCCCUGGUUCUUCGUUUUCCUGUCAAUGCUUCUCUACAUGUUUCAUGUAAUUAUUUAUGAAUUCCACCGACCGUCCAAGUGUUCUGGUCCCCCAACGUUCCCUGUAAUCGGAUGUUUGGUUUCUUUUUACAAGAAUCAGCACCGGUUGUUGGAUUGGUACACUGAACUCCUGGCAAAAUCAGCUACCAAAACGAUUGUUGUCAGCCGUUUUGGCGCACGAAGAACCAUUGUCACAGCAAACCCGGAAAACGUUGAGUACAUGCUCAAAACGAACUUCAACAACUUCCCCAAAGGCAAGCCUUUCACUGAGAUUCUUGGGGACUUUCUCGGUUAUGGCAUAUUCAAUGUGGAUGGGGAGCUCUGGCGAGCCCAGCGGAAGUUAGUGAGCCAUGAGUUUAGCGCAAACUCAUUGAAAGAAUUUGUGAUGAAUACACUCAAGGAUGAAGUUGAAAACCGGUUGUUGCCAUUGCUGGAGGGCAUAGCGAAGACAUCUCAAGUGGUAGACCUGCAGCAGCUGCUAAGGAGACUCUCUUUCAAUAUGAUUUGUAAAGUUUCGCUAGGGGUAGACAGAUGUUGCUUGGAUCCUUCUUCGCCUGCUCCACCGCUGGCAAAAGCUUUCGACUUAGCAUCAGAGAUAUCCGCCAGGCGGGCAACUGAACCUUUGUUUCUGGUUUGGAAGAUGAAGAAAUGGCUUGGAAUAGGAUCCGAGAGAAGACUCAGGAAUGCCAUUGAUUCAGUCCGAGAUUACGUUGAAGAGAUUAUUCAUAUCAAGAAGAUGACAAUUCAGGGAAAAGGAAAAUAUUGUUGUCAGGAUCUCCUGACUCGAUUGAUAUUAGGUGGGGAAGAUGAACAAGUGAUAAGAGAUUUGACGAUAAGCCUAAUCUUGGCAGGCAGAGACACAACAUCAGCAGCAAUGACAUGGCUAUUUUGGUUGAUCUCCUGCAAUCCUGAAAUAGAACAGCAGUUGAUUCAAGAGACAAAAUUCACCAAGGGAAAAACACUCGAUUACGAAUCAUUGAAAGAAUUAAAAUUGUUGAAAGCUUGCCUUUGUGAAUCCAUGAGACUGUACCCACCAGUGGCCUGGGACUCAAAGCACGCACUCGUCAACGAUCUAUUGCCCGAUGGAACAUCAGUCCAGGCAGGAGACAGAGUGACUUAUUUUCCAUACGGAAUGGGAAGAAUGGAGGCAUUAUGGGGUAAAGAUUGGUUUGAGUUCAAACCACAGCGGUGGUUCUACAAAAAUGGAAAACCAAAGAAGGUAUGUCCAUACAAAUUUCCAGUUUUUCAGGCUGGUCCAAGGGUUUGUCUCGGAAAGGAGAUGGCUUUCAUUCAAAUGAAAUAUGUAAUAGCUUCUAUAUUGGAGAAGUUUGAAAUUAUACCUGUCAGGUCCGAUCAACCCGUCUUUGUGCCGCUCCUGACGGCUCACAUGGCUGGCGGAUUAAAAGUUUCGGUUCGCUGGAGAGAUCAGUAAUUUUUUUCAUCAAGAGUCAACGAUAUUAAUUUAAAUUGGAUAGGCAGUGGAACAUGCCAAAGCCCUGGUACAUUGCCUCCCAUGCAAUAUAGUUAGGAGGAAAAAAUAUUAUGUACAACAAUCAUAUAUUAUAAUAAA